Molecule: messenger RNA, 834 nt
Organism: Clonostachys byssicola
Lineage: Eukaryota; Fungi; Ascomycota; Sordariomycetes; Hypocreales; Bionectriaceae
Source: the annotation of a GenBank genome assembly
AUGUCACUCAACGUCAUUAUCCCAGAUCUCUUGUUACCGCAAGACUCUGUCAGGCUGGGACGUUUCAUCACGAACAUUGAUCAUCCACACCAGGGAUAUCACGACCCCUCAUGGACUGAAGCACCAAAGCCCAUAAUAACCCUCCGCGAAGCAUUCACCGGGUCCAACACUAAAGAAAACGACAUUGGAUUCACAUCUGCACUCACGUCCCUUCUGUCAGUGGGAUUCGCCAGGCGAGCCAAGGUAGAGGUGGAGAUUACCACGGACCAUGUCAGAACCUAUAUGCUCGAUAACUCGGACGAGUGGUUCGUCAAGGCCACCGACUUUCUGGCGACCAAGACCUGGAUCGAGAGACAGGUGGACCGUGACAACGACAUGUUCAUGAUUGUGGGCUUCCACACUGUCACGAAUGCCCGCAUUGCCCAGCAGAUCGUUUCCGGAACAAAUACCCACGGCAAGACUCACGUCCCCACCGGCCUCUCGCUGGCUGCGUUAGGUCCUCUGGGGAGCGUUUUCAAGCCUUCGAUACAGGCCAGCAAUGACCGAACUGACAACGUGCGUACCGCUUUCACGGCGCCUGGCGAACAGAUUUGCGCUCUCCAGUAUCGCAAGAUCCAGCAUCGGUGGUUGUCCAGCAAGACUUUUGACGCCUUGCGGCUCUCCAAAUCCCCCCGCUGGACAUCCGUUGAGCGGGGUAGGGAUGAGGAAGACGAUGAAGACGAUACUAUUGAAGUCGAGUCUGUGCCAAUGCCGGAGGAGACUCUUAAUGGAAAAUGGGACAGAAUUAAUGUGUCUGGGAAUGAGACUCUUUUGAUACGCAUCGAGGCUGAAUGA